Molecule: messenger RNA, 502 nt
Organism: Lactuca virosa
Lineage: Eukaryota; Viridiplantae; Streptophyta; Magnoliopsida; Asterales; Asteraceae
Source: the annotation of a GenBank genome assembly
UUUUUUGAUACGAUUCACAGAAGACGCCUCCAUCACAGUUUCUUCUCCGUCUCCCAUCUUCUUCUCUCUAGCCACCGCCGCCAGCUCGCCGAUCUCCGGCGCCACCCCUUCUCGACUCAGCUCUCCGAUCUCCGAUCUCUGAUCUCCACCGCCGCCAACUCUCAGAUCAGGUUUUCUACAGAGAUAAAAGAAGUAAUUAGCGUCUAUAGACAUGGAUCCUGAUUCAGUUAAAUCGACUCUGCAAACUCUAGCAUUUGGAAAUGUAAUGGCUGCAGCUGCUCGUGAUUAUCAGAAGGAAGUUGCAGCUUAUGAAAAGGCACAAACAUCAUCGUCUGUUAAUGAGGAGGUUGAUCUAGAUGAUUUGAUGGAUGAUCCUGAGCUGGAAAAGCUGCAUGCAGAUAGGAUUGCAGCUCUUAAGAGAGAAGCUGAAAAGAGACAAUCAUUAACGAAAAAAGGGCAUGGAGAGUAUAGGGAGAUAACUGAAGGAGACUUUUUUGGGUGA